This is a messenger RNA of Dama dama (fallow deer), 927 nucleotides long. RefSeq names its product mitochondrial ribosomal protein L42 (gene MRPL42). Bases 174 to 602 code for a protein of 142 amino acids. The record is from RefSeq and is a predicted model, not a curated record. The transcript is spliced from 6 exons. Lineage: Eukaryota; Metazoa; Chordata; Mammalia; Artiodactyla; Cervidae. Gene Ontology annotation, cellular component: mitochondrial large ribosomal subunit.
GGGCCAGGAAGGCGCGUGGGGUUGUGAGGCCUAGAGCCCUGACUGAGGCAAGAUGGCGGGUUCGCGGUGAGCUGCAGUCCAGGGGUGAAGAUUGUUAUAUCUAGAAGCCGAUUUUAAAAAGCAGUUUCUCUUCAAAUCAUCUUUAUACCACCUGAUAAGUAUUUUGAUUCACCAUGGCAUUGGCAGCAGUAAAAUGGGUAAUAUCAAGCAGAACUAUCUUGAAACAUUUAUUUCCAAUUCAAAACGGAGCCUUAUAUUGUGUUGGUCACAAAUCUACGUAUUCUUCUCUUCCGGAUGACUAUAACUGCAAAGUAGAGCUUGCUCUGACAUCUGAUGCCAGGACAAUAGUAUGCUAUCACCCUUCUGUGGACAUUCCAUAUGAACACACAAAACCUAUCCCUCGGCCAGAUCCAGUGCAUAACAAUGAAGAAACACAUGAUCUAGUACUGAAAAGCAGAUUAGAAGAAAAAAGUGAACACUUAGAGCAAGGACCCAUGAUAGAACAACUCAGUAAAAUGUUCUUUACUACUAAGCACCGUUGGUAUCCUCGUGGACAGUAUCAUAGACGUCGUAGGAAACUGAAUCCUCCAAAAGACAGAUGAUAUUGAUGUUUUUAGGAAUCAAAGAGGAGUGUUACCCUGGAUCUCAUUUGCCUUUUGAGAAGAUACAAUUGGGUGUAUUCACUAAUAUGUUAUAUAGUAAAAUAAUAAUAAAACAUCUUUUCAUAUAUUAGAAUGUGUAUUUCUUUAUAUAUAGUAAGUAAUUCUGAAUUUGACAAUCUGAAUUUUAAAAAGCCUCCUUUAUAGUAUUUUCCUGUUGAGUUAUUUAAGUCUCGUAUUUAUUUUUAUGUGCCUAGUAUGCUUAAGUACUUUUAUCAACCAAAUACUGUUAGUAGUAUAAAUAUGAUUAAUAAAAAUAUGCAUGGUU